Cyprinodon tularosa is the source of this 3044-nucleotide messenger RNA. RefSeq names its product ATP-binding cassette, sub-family G (WHITE), member 5 (gene abcg5). Gene Ontology annotation, cellular component: plasma membrane. The transcript is spliced from 14 exons. Gene Ontology annotation, biological process: cholesterol homeostasis. The record is from RefSeq and is a predicted model, not a curated record. Bases 140 to 2113 code for a protein of 657 amino acids. Gene Ontology annotation, molecular function: ATP hydrolysis activity; ABC-type transporter activity; ATP binding. Lineage: Eukaryota; Metazoa; Chordata; Actinopteri; Cyprinodontiformes; Cyprinodontidae.
UUUAUGGUUCUGAGGGACACCAUUGACCCUGCGCUGUCGCUCUUCAGAGCACAGCUGGACAGAAACACAGUCUGAGACCUCAGGACUGUUGAAAGAUUGAUAUUCAGUUGUCGUUUGGAAGAAAAGAUCGAUCAGAAACAUGGAAAGUUUUUAUUCUCUGGAAGCGGAGGAACCCCAGAGCAGGAGUAAAAUUGCAGGAUCACUCAAGUUUGUGUCCGAGGCGCAAGGAGAUGUGUGGAGAGAAGGUGGAGAGGGCAGAUCAGAGCCGUCCUGCUCUCUCAGUGUCAGAAACCUCUCCUACACUGUCAGUGAGCGUGUUGGACCAUGGUGGGACUUAUCCUCCUGCAGGAAGCGGUGGACUCGUCAAAUCCUCAAUGACGUCUCCUUCCAUGUAGACAGUGGGCACAUUAUGGGUAUUCUGGGUAAUUCAGGUUCGGGCAAAACAACCCUGUUGGAUGCCAUUGCUGGUCGGAUUGGAAACGUCGGCACUCUGCUAGGUGAGGUCUUCAUUAAUGGCAGAAAACUCAAGAGAGAAGAAUAUGAGGACUGCUUCUCAUAUGUCUUACAGAGUGAUAACUUGCUGAGUUAUUUGACAGUGGAGGAGACUCUGACUUACACUGCACAGCUGGCACUACAGAAACACUCAGCAGAUGCCAUCAAGAAAAAGGUGUUGGCAGUGAUGGCUGAGCUGAGUCUGAGUCAUGUGGCACACAGUGUUAUUGGAGGUCGAAUUUUCCCAGGGAUCUCUGGCGGUGAGAGACGGAGGGUCUCCAUCGCCAGCCAGUUACUUCAGGAUCCAAGGGUAAUCUUACUGGAUGAGCCAACCACUGGCCUGGACAGCAUGACGGCCAAUCAGAUUGUGGUACUGCUGGCGGAGCUGGCUAAGAGGAACCGCAUCGUCAUUGUGACCAUCCAUCAGCCCCGCUCAGAGCUCUUCAGGGUGUUCAGCAGGAUAGCCAUAAUGAGUCGGGGGGAGCUGGUGUUUUGUGGUCAGCCAGAGGAAAUGGUGGAUUUCUUCAGCCAAUGCGGAUAUGAAUGCCCAGAGUACUGCAACCCUUUUGAUAUCUAUGUUGACUUCACCUCGGUGGACACGCGCAGCAGUGAGAGGGAGGCCGCCACGUUUAAUCGAAUGCACGAGAUCACCUCCGCCUAUCAGAGAUCCGCAAUCUACCAGAACAUGCUGGAGGAAAUGGAGCAGAGCCUGCAGAUAUCAGACAAACCUGCCAUUCCUUUUAAAAACAAAGAGUCCCCCAACGGCGCUGCCAAGCUUGGAGUUUUGGUUAGGCGAACAGUUCGAAACCUUUCCAGAGACAGGAUUGGUGUCGUAAUGCGUCUGUCCCAGAACCUGAUCUACGGUUUCUUCGUAGCCUUCUUUGUCAUACAUUUAGACAUGGAUGUGACCAAGGGUGCAGUGCAGGACCGAAUAGGAAUGAUCUAUCAGUGUGUGGCUGCUUCACCCUACACUGGCAUGCUCAACGCUGUUUCUCUCUUCCCGUCGCUGCGAGCCAUCAGUGAUCAGGAGAGUCAGGAUGGGCUGUACAGUAAAUGGCAAAUGUUCUUGGCCUAUAUCCUCCACAUCCUGCCCUUCAGCAUCCUGAGUGUUGUCAUCUUCAGCUCUUUUAUUUACUGGACAGUAGGGAUGCACCCAGAGACAUGGCGCUUUCUCUGUUUUACUGCUGUGGUUCUUGUUCCACAUGUUGUAGGAGAGUUGUUGACAGUGGUUCUGUUAGGAGUGGUCCAGGACCCUAACAUGGUCAACUCAGGAGUGGCUUUACUCAACAUCGCAGGAAUCCUGGUGGGAUCUGGCUUCCUCAGGAGCACAGAGCACAUGCCGGUGCUGUUCCAGUGGCUUGGUUACCUGACCUUCCAGAAGUACAGCUGUGAACUUCUCAUUGUCACAGAGUUCCACAAUCUGGAGUUCGAUUGCAAUUUAACGAGACCCUUACCAGGAGCUUGCAUGGUCACUACAGGAGAUCAGAUCAUUGACCAGGGCUACCCAGGAGCUUUAUCCCGAUACACACUAGACUUUGUUCUCCUCUACGCCUUCCUUCCUGCUUUGGUUGUGAUGGGAAUAAUCGGCUUCAAGAUCAGAGACAGACUCAUCCGCCACUGAAGCAAAAAAAAAAAACUUUAUGUUUAUUUGGUAAAAAAAAACAAAAAAAUACUUCAGUGAUUUAUAAUGAAGAACAGUUUGUCCUGCUGAUGCUACUGAGCACUUUUCUUUUACGUAAGAAACAAUCUAAAAACUAAUGUUAAAAAGUUUCAACAAUGAAGUCUGUCAGUUCUUCUGAGGUCUUUUCUGUUGAUAUCUUUCCUUAAAGAACUGAAUUCAUCAUACAAAUGUUCCAAACUUUUCCAUCUUACAUUUUUCUUAUAUUAUAAAGCUAUUACAAACAAGAAGCAAAAACGUGUACAUUGUUCUAGUAUUUCUGGUGGCACUUUAUAUUUUUUUAAACUGAACAGUAGUCUUUUCAAAUUAACGAACUCUACCGAUAUCUUGGUUGUAAAAUCGGUUAGAGGUAAUCUCAGCAUAAGGAAAGAAACCGUGUAAACAAAACAAACUAAUUAAAACGUUAAUUUUAAUAUAAUUUCAUACAAUUUAGAUCGACUGACUCAAUUGAAAGAAUGGCAUAAAAGAAGCUCACAAAUAAGUCUAAAGUUCACAGCCUCGAGAAAAGAUGGCAAUGAUUAGACAGUUGGUAGAAUCAAUGUGCUAUGAAAUGUUUGCACCAAUCAAUCUGUGAUUAUCUCUCAAGAAGACAAACCUGCACUGAACGCACCAGUUAAUAUUUCCCAAUACCUGCUUUUACCUCAAAAACAUCAAGUAUAUAAAAUGAUCAAAGGAAAAAAUAUUGUAUAAACAAUAAGUUUCUAUUAAAGAUGUUUUAUUAGUUGAAACUCAUUACAAACUUGGUUUAUGAACAAUUUUAUCAACAGUUGAUUAAAUAGUCAAAUAAUUAUUUCAUAAGUUCUCUGUAUAUUUUAUUGUAACACUUGUGACAGACCACAGGCCAUAUCUCAAAUUAAAAAAAAAGAAAAUGAAA